This is a messenger RNA of Oryza sativa Japonica Group (Japanese rice), 2643 nucleotides long. Its product is annotated as L-type lectin-domain containing receptor kinase SIT2-like. Gene Ontology annotation, biological process: defense response to oomycetes; defense response to bacterium; protein phosphorylation. Gene Ontology annotation, cellular component: plasma membrane. Gene Ontology annotation, molecular function: ATP binding; transmembrane receptor protein serine/threonine kinase activity; carbohydrate binding. The record is from RefSeq and is a predicted model, not a curated record. NCBI's taxonomy places the organism in Eukaryota, Viridiplantae, Streptophyta, Magnoliopsida, Poales, Poaceae.
ACUUAGACACCUCAGCGCCACGUCAGCUGGCGCUGAAUGCCGUGCCACGACGGAUGAGAGACUAAGUCAGCAUGCCAACGUACAUUCAGCGCCAUGCUAUUUGGCGCUGAGGUUUCUAAGUUCAGCGCCACAAGAUUUGGCGUUGAGCAAAAGGGUCAGAUUUCAAAUAAGUUUUGGCAACGGUUCAUUUGUAAAAAUAGUUUCUGCAAAGGAUCGAAUUAUCAAAAUUUGUGGAAAAACUGAUUUGGCCCGUCAACACAGCAGACUUAGAUUGAAUGACAGCACACAAUUUUAGACUUGUCAUGAAGCUACGUUGACUGAAGAGCAAGGCAGCCAUAUCUGUAUCACUAUACCAGCACACUGCAACAUCGUAAUAUGCAGCUUCCUGCAUGCCCUAUUGUUGAACCUUCCCUCCUCUCUUCCAGGUUUUGUUUGGAGCCAUGCCUGUCCCUGGCGAGAAUCGUCGGUGCUUUCUUGCGGUACUCCAUUUCUUCACCAUCAUCCUGAUAAUUAUCACGUUUCCAUCCUCCACUGCAGCCAUUGGCGAUGGUCAGUUCGGGUACUAUGGCUUCUCCAACAGCAGUCUCACCGUCGAUGGAGCUGCCAUGGUGCUGCCAGGGGGCUUGCUACAGCUGACCAACAGUACGGCCAAUAUGAAAGGCCAUGCCUUCCAUCCGACUCCUUUCCGGCUUCGCAAGUCGCCCAACACUACGGUGCAGUCCUUCUCCGCCUCCUUGGUGUUUGGCAUCAUCUCCCCUUACAUUGAUCUUGGGUCACAAGGCAUGGUUUUCUUGGUUGCCCCAAGCACUAAUUUUUCUGAUGCGUUAGCCGCACAGUACCUGGGUCUGUUCAACAUUAGAAACAUUGGCAAUCGUAGUAACCAUGUUUUUGCCGUUGAGAUCAACACCAUAUUGAAUAGCGAGUUUAUGGACAUCGAUGACAACCAUAUCGGCAUCGACAUAUGUGAUCUUCGCUCCGUGACAUCUCAUUCAGCGGGCUACUACGACAACAGCACCGGUGGCUUCCAUAACUUGAGUCUAAUCAGUGGUGAGGCGAUGCAAAUUUGGAUCGACUACGAUGGAGGGGCAAAGCAGAUUGACGUGGCCUUGGCUCCAUUCAAAAUGGCCAAACCCACCAAGCCACUACUGUCAAUGCCCUAUGACCUCUCAUCAGUGAUCUCAGAUGUUGCAUAUGUAGGUUUAUCAGCUGCAACAGGCUUAGCAGGGUCGAGUCAUUAUAUUCUAGGCUGGAGCUUUAGCAUGAAUGGACCCACUCCUCCUUUCUUCACUGCUCAACUACCAGAUCUACCUCGUAGAGCUCAAGAAGCUUCACGGCGCAAGGUAUUGCCGAUAAUUGUUCCUAUAGUAACCGCCACAUCUGUCUUACUGAUAACCUUGGCUGUCUUCCUAUUUGUGCGGAGGCGUUUGAGAUAUGCUGAGCUGCGAGAAGAUUGGGAAAUUCAGUUUGGACCGCACAGGUUCUCAUUUAAGGACCUAUAUUUUGCAACUGAAGGGUUCAAGAAUAGUCACCUCUUAGGCACAGGAGGAUUUGGAAGAGUGUACAAGGGUCUCCUUUCCAAAUCUAACAUGCAGAUUGCUGUGAAGCGUGUGUCCCAUGAAUCAAGGCAAGGCAUAAGAGAAUUUGUUGCAGAGAUUGUUAGCAUCGGUCGCCUUCGGCAUCGGAAUAUUGUGCAGUUACUUGGCUAUUGCCGGCGCAAAGAUGAACUUAUAUUGGUCUAUGAAUAUAUGCCACAUGGUAGCCUUGAUAAAUACUUGUAUUGUCAUAGCAACCAUCCUACUUUAGAUUGGAUUCAACGUUUCCGAAUAAUCAAAGGCGUUGCAUCUGGUUUAUUGUACCUUCAUGGAGACUGGGAGAAAGUUGUCAUCCAUCGAGACGUCAAGGCUAGCAAUGUGCUUCUUGAUGCAGAAAUGAAUGCACGCUUAGGUGAUUUUGGCCUUGCAAGAUUAUAUGACCAUGGUACUGACAUGCAAACCACACACCUAGUUGGCACUAUAGGAUAUCUUGCCCCUGAGCUAGUACGAAGAGGUAAAGCUUCACCCCUCACCGAUGUCUUCGCCUUUGGCAUAUUUGUUCUUGAGGUUACUUGUGGACGAAGACCCAUUGAACAUAAGAUGAAUAGUGACAAGCUCCUGUUGGUAGACUGGGUGAUGGAUUGUUGGAACGAGGGAUCACUUCUUGAGACAAUGGAUCCAAAGCUCCAAAAUGAGUAUGAUGCUGAUGAAGCAUGCCUAGCGCUGAAACUAGGAUUGCUUUGCUCACACCAAUCCCCUGCUGCAAAGCCAAGCAUGUGGCAUGUCAUGCAGUAUCUUAACCAUGACUUGCCAUUUCCCGAGUUGGCGCCAAUGGACAUGGUGCAGAACCGUCAGGUGGACUCACCCGUUGCAUAUUGCCAAUCAGUGGUGAGCGAUGGCACCAUCUCUGGCCUCUCCGAAGGGAGGUAGCAUCCACCUACUGCCAUAUAUAAACUUAAGUUUCAGUUUCUUUAAUUUUGAGGCAUAUUUCCUCCUAGUAAAAUGUUAUACAUGUAUAAUCUAGUAUGAUUGUAAGGCCUCCAAAACAAAAGGAAGUUACUACUAAAUGCUUGUUUAAGCAUUGGUUUGUGUAAUCAAAUAUGUAUUGUUA